ACUUUUUCACGGGCAACAAAUUGACAAAGAAUUUUUAAGAUAAUUUCCUGUGGCGAUUGCAGGUUGCGCAAAAGCCACUGGACCAACAAACAGGAUAGGACCGAGUUCAGACCCGAAGUAAGGCAUUGCGGACACCGCGAAAAUUGUGCAAUUUGCGAAGUGCGACGCACCAAACUUUUUUCUCGUAUGCUGUGAGCUGCGAGGAGGCGGAAGUCGGGAGUUGGGAAUCCGGAAUCGGAAUCGGGAAUUCAGAAGCAGGAGUCGGGGGAAAUGGAGCAGAACUCGAACUCGAGCGCCGCCGCGGAGACGUUCGCGGAGUCAGCUGCUCCGGAGGCGGAGUACGGCAUUGAGAACUGCUCCGGAUCCGGAAUGUCGGGCAGCGACACCGUGAGCGCCAAUCACGAGUUCCAGACCAUGAAGCCGGGUCCCGGGGUGGUGCACAAGCUGCCGCCGGUGGCCAGCUCCACCGCCACGGCCACAAAUGGACGCACUCGAGCCGAGCUGCCGCACAGCGAGCUGGUGAAGAUGCUCUACUAUUUGGAGGGCGAACUGCAGGCGCGGGAUGUCUGCAUUGCCGCCCUGAGGAACGAGCGGGUGAAGCAGCUCAUCGCCCAGCUGCGCACCAAGCGCCUCCAGCCCAACGAUCCCUAUGCGGCCAUAUUCCGGGACAAGAUCGCCCUCAAUGGCAACCUCAUCUCGAGGGAAUCAUCCACACAGGCGGCGCAGGCCGAGAUGGAGGUGCGCCAGAUCAUCGAGCAGCAGAUGGAGCAGCAGUAUCAAAUGGUCAGCAAGCAGAGGGCCACGCAUGUGCGCAUGGUGAACAUACUGACAGAAUCGCUGGAGAACAACCAGCGGAUGCUGCAGGAGCUGGAGGAGGAGAAGCGCAAGCACGAGCACACCACGGCGCAGGGCGAUGACAUCACCUACGGCCUGGAGAUGGAGCGCACCAAGCUGAAGCAGGACCUCGAGGAGGAGCGCGCCCAGGUGGCCAAAAUGGAGAAGGACCUGAAGAAGCUGCAGGAGACGCUCGAGUACGAGCGCAAUCGGCAGAAGCAGAUUGUGCUGCUGCUCAUAGCGGAGCGCAAAAAGAUCUUGAUGAAGUACAUAGAAGAAGGCAAAAGAUCCGAGGAUCUGGCCCAAAUCCUGGCCGAGGAGAAGCAGCGUUCGGACACCAUUGCCGAGGGCCUCGAAGAGGAGAGCAAAAAGUCACUGCGCAUGGAGGAGGAACUGGAGAAGCAGACACAUGCCAUGGAGCAGGAACGCAAAGCCCUGUUUGCCAAGCUGGCCAAGGAGGAGCAGCGGGUCAAAGAGCUGGAGGCGGAACUCAACGCCCUGCGCGGCGAGCACGAGGCUCUGAAGAAGCAGCAGCAACUGGGGGGCAGCGGCUCAUCUGUGGCCGCCGCCAAGGCGCGACAGUUCAGCGACGACGCCUGUGCCUCGCCCCCCAUGGCGAACAUCGCCAAGGUCGUGCAACCAACCGCCACGGUGAGCAGCAUGCCGGUUUCGGGACCACAGACCGGCAUCGCCCGCUCCAUAGCCCCGGGCCAGAACAUCCGGAGUGCUGGUAUCGUAACGGCGCCCACGGGCACGGCCACAGCAGUAAUAGCACCACUCUCGGCCGUGCUCAAUCACACCACCAGCAGCAGCACCACGAAUAACACCACCACCGGCAGCAGCAGCUCGGGCGUCGCCAGCAUUGGAGCAGCCACUGCAUCGGCGGCAGAGGCGGCUGCCACUGUCACCGUGCCCCUGGUGGCGCCACCCUCACCCUCGCCGGCGAAGAUGCAGCCCACGGCCACCAUUCAGCGGGCGCCAGGCGGCAAGUAUGCCGCUUUGGCUGCUGCAGCUGCCCUCGACCAGACGGCCACACCACCGCAUCCACAUCCCGUGCCCAUUGCUGUGCCACCGGUCACCGUGCCGCCAGCGGGAGCCCGCGGUGCACCGCCACCCAUACCGACCAAGCCGAUCGUACCGCCCAAGCGGGAGCCCUCGCUGUCCCGGCUGGGCUCGAUCACGGGCAGCAGUGCCAUAGCUUCUGCCACGGCGACGGUGGCGGCUCCCGCCUCCACAACGACCACGGCGAAGCAUAAUUAGACACCCCACUCAGACUCAGAAUCACAUUAUUAACCGAUAUUGGGCGUAGAAUAAGCGAAAUACUCAAGCGGCGUAGUCCCUCGAUGACCGCGCUAGGCAACAGGAUCUUCCAUCUCGAACUGCCAUUAGGAAUCACGUCCUAGGUGAAAAGCUGCCUUUUUAUACUUAUGUAGGUUUCUUUCGGCUUCAGAGCCUUUAAAAGCCAAUAUUUCCAUGCCUGUCACAAAAGUGAAAUGCUUUUAUUUCGUCUAUAGCGUAAUGUUCUAGUUCUAGUAAACAUAACUUUAGCUCUUCUAUUCAACAUUUUUUAACGUUAGUGUUAUUAAUUCUACUGGAAAGAGUUUAAAUUUAGACUUAACCCGUAUUCAAGCCCUUUAAAUUCUUUUCAAAAUAGAAUUCUUAGCAUUAAGAAAUCUUCCUGUCGUUAUUUAACUUUUAAAUACUUUGUACAGCAACUUUACAACUUUUAAAUAAUUAUUGAGCAAAUUAUUAUAUUUUUUAAAGUCAAGUUUUUUUUUUAUUUUUUUAUACCUGCUGUUUUUUUUUUUUAUUAAACUUCGAUAAUUCCUUUUUACUAAGCCCCCAUAGAAGUUGACUAUUGUCAGUUCGAGAUUGGAAUCUUAAAAAGUUUAAGUGUUUAAAUUCAUUAUUCAAGUAUUUUCUGUUGCCUAGUGUGAUGGGCGAAAUAAUGAAAAUUUGGCAUGCAAAGUGAGUAGGAGAAAAGUUUGUUAAGCACUAGAAUGAGGAAUGUGCAGUGCGUCCCACCCCGGCGGCUUCUCGACUAAGUUUAGUUUAGUGUUUAUUGUUUUUACCAAGCGAAUGAUAUAUGUAUUUUAUAAUGCCGUUGGCGGUCCGAGGGCCAAGCCAAGAGACAAGCGACUUUAAUUGUAAUUCCGUACGUGGUGACCGAACAUUUGUACAGGGACGUGCGAUUCUCAUAACGAUUAACAACCAGAAUAUAUAGUAAUUAUAUACAUA
Molecule: messenger RNA, 3072 nt
Organism: Drosophila biarmipes
Lineage: Eukaryota; Metazoa; Arthropoda; Insecta; Diptera; Drosophilidae
Gene: Naus
Product: CTTNBP2 N-terminal-like protein
Exons: 4
Coding region: 271-2094 (607 amino acids)
Source: RefSeq, a predicted model, not a curated record